Thermochaetoides thermophila DSM 1495 is the source of this 1401-nucleotide messenger RNA. RefSeq lists its product as uncharacterized. Gene Ontology annotation, molecular function: oxidoreductase activity. The transcript has 5 exons. The coding region runs from base 1 to 1401 and encodes 466 amino acids. NCBI's taxonomy places the organism in Eukaryota, Fungi, Ascomycota, Sordariomycetes, Sordariales, Chaetomiaceae. The record is from RefSeq and is a predicted model, not a curated record.
AUGCAUCUCGCCCCUGACAACACGGGGUUAUGGGGGAUUCAGCAGACAGAAGACGCUGCGAGAACCGUGUCGGCCCUGUUACAGGAGGAUAUGGAGAAACAUCACUGCUUCUUCAACUUUCAGGGGUUCCACAACCAUAUUCCUCACCACCUGCUAGCCCUUUAUGGCACAGGUGCUCGGCCAUCCUCUCUUCACGCCGCUUACAAACGGAACGAGUCCUAUCAGCGUUCAACCCUUCCUCAGCAUACCCCAAAGGACCCCUCCCAAGCUUCUUCCGAGCCCCUGUUCUUGACUCCCUUUCCGGCAGCAGCGCUUGAGCGGGGCUACCUUAGCAAUGAAGCUUACUACCCUGACUUUCUUCGAUUCUUCCAGGGCGAGAUAGGUCGUUCCAUCAGGGAGGGGAAAGACUGGAGGAAGGAAGUGGUUACGAAGUACUUGUUCAAUGAGGACGAGAUGCUUGCAAGAUUGUUUGCGGGGUUCCUGCAUCCGGCGAUUCAGCUUAUGUGUGGGUUGGAAUGGUAUAGGAAUCAAGAACCCAUCGUAGCCGAAGCGCUCGCCCAAACGGCAGUACACUCUUUCGAAACAGCAGGUCCGUACUUGAUGAGCGCCGAAAAAGCAGCUUCCUCCCAGAAGCCGUCGAAUGGAUCAUGGAGCAUCCUGGGUCUGCUUGGAUCUAUCCGCAAUAACAAAGCCCUUACCCACUCAGCGCACAAUGAAGAUGAGAAUAAGAUCCGUGACGGAGUACUCAAACGUGCGGGCGACCAGAUGAUCCAUCUUGCGUCACAAGUAAAGGUACGUCCGGAGGAAGUGGAGGAACGGACGGCAGAGAUGUUCAAUGCUGCUGUAUUUGUGGCAGCAGCGGCGGCGGUUGCUCAGGAGGGGAAACAGCCAAAGUUUGAUUUCUUCUUGAUGCAUCACGUAACCUCAGGUCCUCUCUUCGCUACCCUCAGCACAGCCAACUGGAUCUCUCCUGAGACGAAGGCUCGUAUUCUUGAGUGGAAGAUUCGCAUGGAUCUUCUGCAGUACGUGGCACGAGGUUGUCCAGAACUGUCACUUAAGAAGCUCCAAGCAUAUCGGUCACGCAAGCCAGAGGCUGGAAGCCAGUCUUUACCUGAUAUUAUUGCCCGUUUGCACAACUUCCCAGACGACGGCCAUGCUAUCAAGCUUGGACGGGCUGCUGUAGUAUGCCGCAACCUUUGCAAGAAGUAUGAAGAGAGCAAUACCAGCGACCGCUUACCAAUCAAAGGCGAUGACGUCUGGGCUAAGGUUUGUUAUUUGAUUGUCGACUCAGUUGAAGCCCCGGGGCCCCAUUGGGUGCGAAGUACGGGGUUUGAGGAGGCUUGGAAAGUAGGCUACAAUAACUCCAGUGGUCUGGGUUGGUAUGGCACGAUGCUAAUUUAA